ACUUCGUAACAACUGUUAUCUUGACUUUAUAUUGUUUUUUUGUCUCUCAAGGUCUGACGAUGAGGACUGAAAAUAAAGACCAAGCCCAACAGGCUCCUCUCAGUGAAGGAAUGAGACUAAUUUUCGACCAGGGCACCUCUGUGUCCCCCAGAUCUCGCACAGGCGGCAGCAGCAGCAGCAGUGACAGCUUAUGCUCCAGCAGCGAUAGCAGUCGAACUGUGACACGCAGGUCACGCCGUCACAGAUAUCACCACAGGUCCAAUGGUUCAUCUUCGAGCAGCAGCAGCAGCUCUCGUUCAAGGUCUCAUUCCAGAUCUCGCUCUCGACCUCGUCCACGCUGCCACAGAGAUUCCUAUGCUUCUCGCUGCCGCCAUCGCCACCUUUCUCGCUCUUACAGCCCUUCACCAAGGCGUUCCUCCUAUCGUGGAUGCCGCAGAUACUCACGCUCGGACAGUCGCUCUUCCUCUCGGGGCCGCUAUUACAGACGGUCACGAAGGUCCCGCUCUCGCUCAGCCAGCUAUGGAAGACUGUCAGGCGGUUUUACUGGGCGAUUUAGAUACCGAUCCUUCCCAUCUCCCAAGAGGGGCUACUACAGAAGCAGGUCUAGAUCUACGGGGCACUCUGUUCAACUUAGCCAGAAAGACAAACUUGAACUUUUGAACAUUGCUAAAGUAAAUGCAGCAAAACUUUUGGGAGUGGAGAAGGUAGAGCUGCCUUCCAGUUUGAGGUCAACUGAACAAGAAGAGAGGAAACCAAAGUCUGAUACUGAUGGUAGCACAAAGGUGGAACCAGUGCCUCCAAAGAAACCAACACAGAACAAGCAUUUAACAGAGAAAUUGGUAAACACAGGUACUACACUGCUUAAGCCUACUUUUAUGUUUCUUAUUUAUUUAAAAAAAAUUGAUGAAGAUGAAGCAAACACAGACGACAGGACAUUCCCUGCUAUGUCUCCGACAAGAAAACCGAUUGCCUUUAGUGUCAAUAACACUGUCGCCAAGCCAUCAGGCAGCCCAACGGCUCAGGUAGAGAGUAAGGUAACCUCCAGAGCUGACAGCGUGGGGAACAGGAAGCCUUAUGGACAGUGGAUCCCGAUUAAAUCUGUUUCCCCUAAAAAGCGCUAAGCCUCCAUAACACAGUGGAGGAUUUAUGAACUCUGUAUAUACUGUAGUUUGUAAAUGUAAAUUAUUUGGGAGUUGUGAGUAGUGAUUUUAUCGGAUGUACUUUCUUUCAGAUUGAAAGUCAUUAAAAUUGGAAGACGACGAAGAUUAAUAACAGGUGGGAUUAACUGUAAAUAAGUGUACCAAAUAAAGAAUUUAUUCUCAAUUAA
Trichomycterus rosablanca is the source of this 1327-nucleotide messenger RNA. RefSeq names its product arginine/serine-rich protein 1 (gene rsrp1). The record is from RefSeq and is a predicted model, not a curated record. The transcript has 6 exons. Lineage: Eukaryota; Metazoa; Chordata; Actinopteri; Siluriformes; Trichomycteridae. The coding region runs from base 60 to 1121 and encodes 353 amino acids.